Messenger RNA from Hyla sarda, 487 nucleotides. RefSeq names its product cytochrome c oxidase subunit 7B, mitochondrial. The transcript has 3 exons. NCBI's taxonomy places the organism in Eukaryota, Metazoa, Chordata, Amphibia, Anura, Hylidae. Bases 25 to 360 code for a protein of 111 amino acids. Gene Ontology annotation, biological process: mitochondrial electron transport, cytochrome c to oxygen. The record is from RefSeq and is a predicted model, not a curated record.
CACUCAGGCAGGCCUGCACGUACGAUGACGUCACGACAGAGGCGUGGCCACGACAGGAUAUCCUGUACAGCCAUUUUGUUUUCCUUCAUUCCUUCAAGGGUACAGCAGAGAGAUAGAGGCAUGUUUCCUUUGGCGAGGUCCGCGCUGUCUCUGGCCGCACGUGGCGUGCAGAGAUCAGUCUCCAGGCAGACACAUCACAGAGCAGCUCCGGACUUUCAUGACAAGUAUGGAAGCAUCAUCCUAGCAUCUGGUGCAGUGUUCUGCGUUUCUAUCUGGGGAUAUGUGAUAACACAAACCGGAAUUUGCUGGAACCUGUCUCCAGUUGGCAAAGUUGUCCCAAAGGAAUGGAAGGACCAAUAGAACAUACAUGCCUUCAGUACUUUUAACAAGUGUAUGCUUUGUAUAUACCUUAUCUGCAACCUCAUUGUCCCAUUACUUGGUGAUGAUGAUCCUGCUAUAAUAAAUGUGGAACAAAAUGAAACAGUAA